This is a messenger RNA of Molossus molossus (Pallas's mastiff bat), 1213 nucleotides long. Its product is annotated as synaptic vesicle membrane protein VAT-1 homolog. The transcript is spliced from 6 exons. The coding region runs from base 27 to 1133 and encodes 368 amino acids. NCBI's taxonomy places the organism in Eukaryota, Metazoa, Chordata, Mammalia, Chiroptera, Molossidae. The record is from RefSeq and is a predicted model, not a curated record. Gene Ontology annotation, molecular function: zinc ion binding; oxidoreductase activity.
GUGUGCGCACGUCGGGAGUCCUAGCCAUGGCCACGGAGAGAGAGGUAGCCAAGGUGGCCGCCGAGGGGGCCGCGGCCGCUUCGCCGCGGUCGCUGCGCUACCUGGUCAUCACUGGCAUCGGCGGCUACGACAAGGUGAAGCUGAAGAGCCGGCCGGCCACGCCCCCGGCCCCGGGACCCGGCCAACUGACGCUGCGCGUCCGGGCCUGUGGGCUCAACUUCGCGGACCUUAUGGCCCGGCAGGGGCUGUACGACCGGCAGCCGCCCCUGCCCUACACGCCGGGCUUGGAGGGUGCGGGAGUCGUGACCGCAGUGGGCGAGGGAGUCAACGACCGCAAGGUAGGGGACCGGGUGCUGGUCUUGAUCCGAUCGGGCAUGUGGCAGGAGGAGGUGACUGUGCCCUCGACCAAGACCUUCCUGAUGCCUGAGGCCAUGACCUUUGAGGAAGCUGCUGCCUUGCCGGUCAAUUAUAUCACAGCAUACAUGGUCCUGUUUGACUUUGGCAACCUGCGGCCUGGCCACAGCGUUUUGGUACACAUGGCUGCAGGGGGUGUGGGUAUGGCCGCCUUGCAGCUGUGCCGUACAGUGGAGAAUGUGACAGUGUUUGGAACAGCUUCAGCCAGGAAGCACAAGUUGCUGAAGGAGAACGGGCUCACAUACCCCAUUGACUACCACACAACUGACUACGUGGAUGAGAUUAAGAAGAUCUCCCCCAAAGGCGUGGACAUCAUCAUGGACCCUCUUGGUGGGUCAGAUACUGCCAAGGGCUACAACCUCCUUAAACCCAUGGGCAAAACAAUCAUCUAUGGAAUGGCCAACGUGGUGACGGGCACCAAGCGGAACCUGAUGGCCAUGGCACGCACAUGGUGGAAUCAGUUCAGCGUGACAGCUCUGGAGCUGCUACCAGCCAACCGGGCUGUGUGUGGCUUCCACCUGAGCUACCUGGAUGAUGAGGUGGAGCUGAUCAGUGGGGUGGUGGCCCGCCUCCUGGCUCUGUACAAUGAGGGUCACAUCAAACCUCACAUUGACUCUGUGUGGCCCUUUGAGAAGGUGGUGGAUGCCAUGAAGCAGAUACAGGAGAAGAAGAAUGUGGGCAAAGUCAUCCUGGUGCCUGGGCCAGAGAAGGAGAACUAGGACGGGGCUGGGAGAUCUUCCGGACCCGGGAGGAGAGAAGCUGGGAAGUCAUGUUAUGUUGGCCGCCAGACCCUUGCAUU